AUGAGGCCGGGGAAGGCCGAUUCUUCUACAGCUUUAAGACUAUUCCUUUCGCUCAGCCUCCCGUCGGAGAUCUCAGGUUCGAGGCGAGACCCCUUACCCGCUGAAGGAUGGACAGGAGUAAGAGACGGAUCCGCAGUGACUCCCAAAUGUCCUCAGCUGUCGGUAUCCACGUACCUCAGCGGCGACAGGAUAGUCGUGGAAGGCCAAGAAGACUGUCUAUACCUCUCUGUGUUCACACCUCAGCCCAAAGCCUCGGACCUCCCCGUGAUGGUGUGGAUUCAUGGAGGAGCUUUUACCCUGGGUUGUGCUGAACAAUACUCGCCUCUCCCUCUCCUCACCAGGGAUAUAGUGCUCGUCUUCAUUCAGUAUCGCCUGGCCACAUUGGGUUUCCUGUCGACGGAAGACGCAGAGCUCCCUGGGAACUUAGGCUUAAAGGACCAGACUCUAGCCCUUCGCUGGGUGCAGGACAACAUCAGAAACUUUGGUGGCGACCCAGAUCAAGUUACCAUCUUCGGCGAGAGCGCUGGCGGGGCGUCGGUGCACUACCACGUCUUGUCUCCGAUGUCAAAAAAUUUGUUCAAACGAGCCAUCAUGCAAUCGGGGACGUCCCUAUGUCCCUGGGCACUGAGGGAAGACCACAGGGAGGUACUCACCAAACUCAUUCCCCUGUUCAACUGUUCAGGGGGCGACCAUACAUCCGGAUCCCUGGACAGUGCAGCGACGGUCGCUUGCCUCAAGAAGGUUCCUGCAGACAAACUUACUUCCGUACAACUUGCCUUUAAUGUAUGGAACGGGAACCCCACCGUGAUGCUGCCCAGGGUCGACGGAGAGUUCUUGCCCGACCAUCCGGCUGUUCUUCUGAGGCAAGGAAACUUUCACAAGGUCGACCUCAUCUUCGGCAUCACGAAGCACGAGGGCGAAAUCGCCGCCUUAAUGACCAUAGGCAAUAAGGAAUUGAGCAGGAGUUUGGCGGAGAACUUCAGCCAGAACGGACCGGCGGCACUCUACCUCGACCCGUGGGACGAUGACCCUGAGUACUUGGCACGUCGAGCCUUCCACCACUACCUGGGGCCUUUGGAAGUCACAGUGGAUAAGGCCGAUGCUUUUAUGGAGCUCAUGGGGGACAUCAUGUUCACGACAUGUUUCGUGGACGCGGUUGAAGAACACACAAAGAGCGCCGCCUUUGGCUACCACAUCUACACGUACGAGUUGGAACACAUCGGGGAACACAAAAUGUUGGAGCUUUUUUUCGGGCCGUCGCCUGAUUUUGCUAAGAAUUGGGUUGGCCACGGGGAUGACCUCCAGUACCUGUUUUCGUCGAUGCUCGGCAACAAAACGAUGACCAAUAACGAGGACCUCUUCGUCAGGAGAAUCAUGCUCGAUCUGUGGGUCAAUUUCGCUUCUACUGGGAACCCUACCCCAGACCUCUCCCUUGGCUUCAAGUGGACACCCAUGUCACACCCAAGAGACUCUCAACUGGCUAUCAACCUUAUUCCGUUUAUGAAGGACUUCUCCUAUCAUCAGGUCUAUGAUUUUUGGAGGAACAUGCCGACGAAGAAGAACAAACUGCUGUAUCCCAAACGUUUCUCAAUGUGCCACAGUUAAAACAACCAGUAACCUGGAACGUUUGAUCUUUGGUGUCUCAAAAUUGAGAAGAAAAAAAUCUGACUUCGUAAAUGCGUCGGGAAGACUACAAAUGUUUGAAUGCUCUAAUGUUUUUUUGUGAUUUCAUUUAAUUGUUGAUUGUAUAUAGUUUACUAGGUAUCUGAUAUGCAACUGCUUGGUAAUAAAGAUUAUUUGAGUC
This is a messenger RNA of Penaeus chinensis, 1804 nucleotides long. RefSeq names its product venom carboxylesterase-6-like. Bases 1 to 1605 code for a protein of 534 amino acids. The transcript has 11 exons. The record is from RefSeq and is a predicted model, not a curated record. Lineage: Eukaryota; Metazoa; Arthropoda; Malacostraca; Decapoda; Penaeidae.